Olea europaea var. sylvestris is the source of this 876-nucleotide messenger RNA. Its product is annotated as transcription factor HEC3-like. Bases 175 to 876 code for a protein of 233 amino acids. NCBI's taxonomy places the organism in Eukaryota, Viridiplantae, Streptophyta, Magnoliopsida, Lamiales, Oleaceae. Gene Ontology annotation, biological process: regulation of DNA-templated transcription. The transcript has a single exon. Gene Ontology annotation, molecular function: DNA-binding transcription factor activity; protein dimerization activity. The record is from RefSeq and is a predicted model, not a curated record.
CUCUCUCCCUUUUCACACACAAAGCUUUUCUACUUCUUUAUGGAUUUCUGAAGCUUAAUUUAGGGUUGUUAUUAAAACAAUUUUUUCCCCAAAGCUUAAUUUAGGGUUGAUAUUAAAACAGUUUUUUCCCCAACUUUUUGUACAAAGAUCCCAAUCAGAUUUGUUGAUCAUCUUAUGGAUAUAAACCACAAAAAAUUCACAAAUCCUACUUGGGAUCCUAAUAUGACAAUAGAAGAUCACCACUUUCGUCAUGAUCAUCAGCUCCCUUUUGAUCAUACAAUCUGGACAGAUUAUCCUCUUCAAAAUCACUGCACACCAUCUUCAUCAUUAAUUCCAUUACAAGCUCCAAAUUUGCUUAGCACUCAAAUGGCGAAUCUCAAGAAGCAAGAAGAGGAAGAAGAACCUGAAGAAGAAUUAGGAGCCAUGAAAGAAAUGAUGUUCAAGAUUGCAGCAAUGCAACCAGUAGACAUUGAUCCAGCCACAAUUCAGAAGCCUAAAAGGCAAAAUGUUCGUAUAAGCAACGAUCCUCAAAGCGUGGCAGCAAGGCACCGAAGAGAGAAAAUAAGCGAAAAAAUGCGAAUUCUGCAAAGACUUGUGCCCGGAGGUACAAAGAUGGACACUGCAUCCAUGCUAGAUGAAGCCAUUCGUUAUGUCAAGUUCUUGAAAAGGCAAAUUCGACUUCUGCAAGCAAAUCACAACCCACAAUCCAUAGGAGUUGCAACCACCAGUACGACAGAAGAUUGGCUGGCGGUGACAAUGGGAAAAGCUCCAGGCACCACCACCACCUCUGGCGCCACCAUAGCAGGAACCUCAUAUACAUUUGGAGGUAAUGGGGUUUGCGGGAUCCCAUUUUGUUUAAGUAAUAGGCAAUUCUAG